UUGAUACAAUUGUUAUAUUAUUAUCAUGAUAUAAACAAGCUAUACCAAGUGAACUUGAUUCCAUAGCUGUACAACGUCUUAUUAAAUAUUUAUUUUCAAAUUGUUCACAUCGUAAUGUUAUUGUUAUGAAGUCAAAUUUAGAUUUAAUUAAAAAAUUAAUUAAAUGUUGGAAAGAAUCUAAUGAAAUUUUACCAUAUUAUGUAUCACCAACACCAACAGGAAAUUUGUCACCUAUAACAACUAAUUCAAUAUUAACUAUACCAAAUGAUUUAACUGAAGAUAAAUUUAAUGAUAUAAUAUUUCUUAUGAUGAUGUGCUUUCCUAAUAUUAUAGUUUUGGAUGGUUAA
This is a messenger RNA of Rotaria sp. Silwood1, 347 nucleotides long. Lineage: Eukaryota; Metazoa; Rotifera; Eurotatoria; Philodinida; Philodinidae. The record is from the annotation of a GenBank genome assembly.